Molecule: messenger RNA, 798 nt
Organism: Echinococcus granulosus
Lineage: Eukaryota; Metazoa; Platyhelminthes; Cestoda; Cyclophyllidea; Taeniidae
Exons: 5
Coding region: 1-798 (265 amino acids)
Source: RefSeq, a predicted model, not a curated record
AUGAGUACUGAUAUUAAAGUAUUGCAAAAUAUAAUUCCAUUUGAUUAUAUCUAUCCCCAAAAUGAGUCAUUCGAUAACACUGUACUAAUUGGGAUUUUUAGACCGCAUUUUAAUAAACGGUCGCAAGAUGUAUUGCAGAGAGCCUUUUUCCCAUUAUUUCACAGUUUAAAUAUUUUCUCAGUAUUGUUUUUACUCCCACAUUUGCAUCAAAAAUUGCAAUUAUUCUUCAAUUUUGAAAUACUUUCAACAAUUGGAUCAUACUGGGAUUUAAAUACAAAGAGUCUUUCUUUCAAGUUUGUUAAAUGUGUAAUGGUAAUGCACUCCUAUAAAUUUUAUGCACAUACUAACGCUGCGUUGACCAGACACCGAACGCACGCAUCUGAACCAAACUUUUUGGACUUCCUUAAAUUGAUGAAGUCAUUUAAAAAGCCUGAUUAUUUGCAAAUUCUUGAAUUUACUAGUAAAAAAUCAUCGCGCUCUGCUGUUUGCGAUAUUUCAGUUUGGUGUGAAAAAAUUAAUAAAUUUCGUUUUUCUCUCAGACAAAAGGCAGUAAUGCUUGAAAUUAGUAAUUCAUUUCUCCUAAUGCCUAUUCACGUCAAUUCCCCCAGUUCAGUCAUUCUCAGACCGUUUAAUUUCAUACACUUCAUCCUAAAGCAUACAUGUGAAUUACGAGCAAGUUUUCUAGACCCGAGACGUGGAGCCCCGUACAAGGUAAAAAUGUUUGGAAAUAUAUUUGCGGCAUCACCCAUUAAUAUUUUCGAUAUCGCAACUGAAAAGGCUGCUGCAUGGUACAUAUGA